Molecule: messenger RNA, 1948 nt
Organism: Scophthalmus maximus (turbot)
Lineage: Eukaryota; Metazoa; Chordata; Actinopteri; Pleuronectiformes; Scophthalmidae
Product: zinc finger protein 37-like
Exons: 3
Coding region: 114-1430 (438 amino acids)
Biological process (GO): regulation of transcription by RNA polymerase II
Cellular component (GO): nucleus
Molecular function (GO): RNA polymerase II cis-regulatory region sequence-specific DNA binding; DNA-binding transcription factor activity, RNA polymerase II-specific
Source: RefSeq, a predicted model, not a curated record
CCGGAAGUAACGGAAACGCCUCAGCAGCGGCGGCGCUGGAUGUGUAGCGAGCCGGAGGACGGUGUCGUGGUCGUUGUCGCAGGUGAAUAUUAAACCUGUUAACUGAAGCAGCGAUGUCUUCUGUUCAGCACCUGAGAGAGUUCAUCAGUCAGAGACUCACUGCAGCCGCCGAGGAAAUACUCGGAGUCUUUGUCCAAACCAUCGUCGAGUUGGAGGAGGAGGUCGCUCGACAGAGCAAACUGCUGGACAUCGUCUGGACACCGGAAGUAAAGCUGCGCAGAAUAGAGCUCCCACAGCAUCUUGUCUGUGAGGAGGAGGAGGUUCUCACCGACCAGGAGAGGAACUCCAGUCUGGACCAAGAGGAGCCAGAGCCGCUACAGAUUAAAGAGGAACAGGCGGAAACCUGCACCAGUCAGAAGGGAGAGCAGCUUGUACUGAAGCAGGAGACUGACGCCUUCAUGUUGACUCCUGACUGUGAGGAUGGAGACCACAGAGAACCAGAACCAGGCGUUGACCACCAGCUGCUCUCUCACAACUCUCCUGUAGAUGAGGGACACGUCGUCUGGAAACCUGACCUAAAGCUGCAAAGAAUAGAGCUCCCACAGCAUCUUGUCUGUGAGGAGGAGGAGGUUCUCACUGACCAGGAGAGGAACUCCAGUCUGGACCAAGAGGAGCCAGAGCCGCUACAGAUUAAAGAGGAACAGGAGGAAAUCUGCACCAGUCAGGAUGGAGAGCAGCUUGUACUGAAGCAGGAGACUGACGCCUUCAUGUUGACUCCUGACUGUGAGGACGGAGACCACAGAGAACCAGACGUUGACCACCAGCUCCUCUCUCACAACUCUCCUGCAGCUGAGAGCCAAGAUCAGGAAGGAAGAGAACAUGUUGCCUCAGGAUCAACUAGAAAUGCAGAGUCAAACGCACAGAGGAGUCUAUAUGAAACCAGGAGUCACCGUAACAAUGUGUACAACUCUCCCACAUCUACUAUUGGCUCUAAAACUCAUACGGAGGAAAAGUCUUUUAAAUGUGACAUUUGUGGAAAAGUGUUUACGACAAAGCCUGGAUUACAUAAUCAUAUGAAAAUCCACACAGGUGAGAAACCAUAUUUGUGUAAAAUGUGUGGGAAAAGAUUUAAUAACCUGUCUAAUAUGAAAAGACACAUGAAAACUCACACAGGUGAGAAGCCGUACUCCUGCAGCAUCUGUGGGAAAAGAUUCUCUGCAUUUUCAGACACAAAAAAACAUUUAAGAACUCAUACAGGCGAGAAGCCAUAUUCGUGUAAAACCUGUGGGAAAAGUUAUGCACGUAGUAGCUCCUUGAAUGUCCACAUAAGAUCUCACACCUCUGAGAAGCCGUACUCCUGCAGCACCUGCGGGAAAAGAUUUGGUUAUUCGUCACACAGGAAUAGGCAUGAAAGACUUCAUACAGGUUAAAAGUUGUAUUUACAAAACACAUGGGAGAGCUUUCAGAUUCUGGGGUUAAUUGACAACCCACAUGAGAAGAGCCCACGCUGGUGGGAAUUGGUAUGAAAUGCUUCUGGAAAAAGAUACUCUGAUGUGACACAUUGGGAGGUUAUACAAGGUGCGAGGAAAAGCCCAGAGACUGAACCUCUAACAGGAACUGUACUUGAUUUAAAUUUGGACCCAUCUUUUUAUAAUUAGUCACCUUGUGCAACAAUAGACCAACGCUCCUGCCACACUUGGAUUACUCCCUGGGAGGUGCGCAUUUGGAUUUGUCCUGUGUGUUAAAACAAUGACCCUUCAGCUUCAAUAUGCUUUAGGGGAAAAGAAUAAAGUCACAGGGAGCCAAAUCCAGAGAGUAGGGCAGGUGGAAAGUAGGAGUGGCUACUGAACUCUGCUUUUAAGUUGGCAGAUAAAAAUCGUCUUUCACAGACACGUUGGUAUCGGUAUUCAUUUGAACAUUUUAUGUAAAAAUAAAUAUAUUUUCUCAA